UGUCCCGGGGAGGGGAAGGGGGCGGGCAGCGUAGGGGGUGUGACAGCUCCCGCCCGGACCAGUGCCAGCUGCAGCCUCGCUUCGGCGCCCGGUGCCAGCUGGCUCAUUCGUCUGGGACGGAGGCGGAGGCUUGGGGCUCCUUGCCGCUGGGGGGGGGGACUCCCCCCUACGCCCCCUGCCCUCAACCCACCCAAAAGGAGCCUCUACACCCAGCCGGUCGCCCUGGCAGCCAGUCCAGCUAGGAAUUAGCCCUGUUCCGCUUCGCCUGGGGCUUACAGCCCGCACCCCUCCAGGAGGAGUAGGGGUCUCGAUGAGGGUCUCCCCCUCCCCAACCUUUUGCUAGAGCCUGCAGGGCUGUGCAAGCUUGAGAAGGACCAUGAAGGGUUGCAGCACCUCCGCCUGACCAGUCCAGAGGACUCAGAGGAAGUGGUUCUGCCUGGGGCAGUUGUGCCCUGGUCCAGCUGCCCCAGUCCCAGUCCCAGCCCCGGCCCCAUGGCUCUCUGCCUUCCUCCCUGCGUCACAGGUGGGCUGGCCAGGUGAGAGCCGCUGGCAGGUGGGCCUGGCUGUGGAGGACAGCCCAGCUCUUGGAGCAUCGCAGGUGGGAGGCCUCCCGGACGUGGUGCCGGAGGGGACCCUGCUCAACAUGGUGCUGAAGAGGAUGCACCGGCCCCGGAGCUGUUCUUACCAGCUGCUGCUUGAGCACCAGCGCCCCAGCUGCAUCCAGGGGCUCCGCUGGACGCCACUCACGGACAGUGAGGAGUCCCUGGAUUUCAGCGUGAGCCUGGAGCAGGCCUCCACGGAGCGGGUGCUCCGGGCCGGGAAGCAGCUGCAUCGACACCUCCUGGCCACCUGCCCGACCCUUAUCCGAGACCGGAAGUACCACCUUAGGCUCUAUCGGCAGUGCUGCUCUGGCCGGGAGCUGGUGGAUGGGAUCUUGGCACUGAGCCUUGGAGUUCAUUCCCGAAACCAAGCCGUUGGAAUCUGCCAGGUGCUCCUGGAUGAAGGUGCCCUUUGCCAUGUGAAACACGACUGGACCUUCCAGGACCGAGAUACCCAAUUCUACCGUUUCCCCGGGCCAGAGCCAGAGCCCUUGGGAGUCCAUGAGCUGGAGGAGGAACUGGUGGAGGCUAUGGCCCUGCUCUCCCAGCGGGGGCCUGAUGCCCUGCUCACUGUGGCGCUUCGAAAGCCCCCAGGUCAGCGCACAGACGAGGAGCUGGACCUCAUCUUUGAGGAGCUGCUGCAUAUCAAGGCCGUGGCCCACCUCUCCAACUCGGUGAAGCGGGAAUUAGCAGCAGUUCUGCUCUUUGAACCCCACAGCAGAGCAGGGACCGUGUUGUUCAGCCAGGGAGACAAGGGCACCUCGUGGUACAUUAUCUGGAAGGGAUCUGUCAACGUGGUGACCCAUGGCAAAGGGCUGGUGACCACACUGCAUGAGGGAGAUGACUUUGGACAGCUGGCUCUGGUGAAUGACGCACCCCGGGCAGCCACCAUCAUCCUGCGAGAAGAUAACUGUCAUUUUCUCCGUGUGGAUAAGCAGGACUUCAACCGUAUCAUCAAGGAUGUGGAAGCAAAGACCAUGAGGCUAGAAGAGCAUGGCAAAGUGGUGUUGGUGCUGGAGAGAGCCUCCCAGGGCGCUGGCCCUUCUCGCCCCCCAACCCCAGGCAGGAACCGGUAUACAGUGAUGUCUGGCACCCCAGAGAAGAUCCUAGAACUGCUCUUGGAGGCCAUGCGGCCUGAUUCCAGUGCUCAUGACCCAACAGAGACAUUUCUCAGCGACUUCCUCCUGACCCACAGCGUCUUCAUGCCCAGCGCCCAGCUUUGUGCUGCCCUCCUGCACCACUUCCACGCGGAGCCCUCAGGAGGCAGUGAGCAGGAGCACAGCACCUACGUCUGCAACAAAAGGCAGCAGGUCCUGCGGCUGGUCAGCCAGUGGGUGGCCCUGUAUGGUCCCAUGCUCUACGCUGACCCCGUGGCCACCAGCUUUCUCCAGAAACUCUCAGACCUGGUGAGCAGAGACGCCCGGCUUUGCAUCCUGCUACGGGAGCAGUGGCCGGAGAGGCGGAAACACCACAGGAUGGAAAACGGCUGUGGGAAUGCAUCUCCUCAGAUGAAGGCCAGGAACAUGCCUGUUUGGCUCCCCGGCCAGGACCAGCCCCUCCCCAGCAGCAACUGUGCCAUUCGAGUUGGGGACAAAGUCCCCUAUGUCAUUUACCGGCCGGACCACUCAGUGCUGACCCUGAAGCUGCCUGUGACGGCCUCAGUGAGAGAGGUGAUGGCAGCGUUGGCCCAGGAGGAUGGCUGGACCAAGGGGCAGGAGCUGGUGAAGGUCAACUCUGCAGGCGACGCCAUUGGCCUGCAGCCAGAUGCCCGUGGUGUGGCCACAUCGCUGGGGCUCAACGAACGGCUCUUUGUUGUCAACCCACAGGAAGUGCGCGAGCUGACCCCGCUCCCCGAGCAGCUGGGGCCCUCCGUGGGCUCUGCUGAGGGGCUGGACCUGGUGAGUGCCAAGGACCUGGCGGGCCAGCUGACGGACCACGACUGGAACCUCUUCAACAGUAUCCACCAGGUGGAGCUGAUCCACUAUGUGCUGGGCCCCCAGCAUCUGCGGGACGUCACCACCGCCAACCUGGAGCGUUUCAUGCGCCGCUUCAACGAGCUCCAGUACUGGGUGGCCACAGAGCUGUGUCUCUGCCCUGUACCCAGCCUGCGGGCCCAGCUGCUCAGGAAGUUCAUCAAGCUGGCUGCCCACCUCAAGGAGCAAAAGAAUCUCAAUUCUUUCUUUGCCGUCAUGUUUGGCCUCAGCAACUCGGCCAUCAGCCGCCUGGCCCACACCUGGGAGCGGCUGCCCCACAAAGUCCGGAAGCUGUACUCGGCCCUGGAGAGGCUGUUGGACCCCUCAUGGAACCACCGAGUCUAUCGACUGGCCCUCACCAAGCUCUCCCCUCCCAUCAUCCCCUUCAUGCCCCUUCUUCUCAAAGACAUGACCUUCAUCCAUGAGGGGAACCACACGCUGGUAGAGAAUCUCAUCAACUUUGAGAAGAUGAGAAUGAUGGCCAGAGCCGUGAGGAUGCUGCAUCACUGCCGAAGCCACAGCAAUGUGCCCCUCUCACCGCUCAGAAGCCGCGUCUCCCACCUCCACGAGGACAGCCAGGCAGCCAGGACAUCCACGUGCUCCGAGCAGUCGCUGAACACCCGGAGUCCAGCCAGCACCUGGGCUUAUGUCCAGCAGCUGAAGGUCAUCGACAACCAGCGGGAACUCUCCCGCCUGUCCCGGGAGCUGGAGCCGUGAGGAGGCUGGGGCCCGAGCGGGCACUUCCCGUCAGGAAAGCCAGGGCACGCCCGGGGCCAAGAGGCCCACAGGCUGGCCACAGCUGGGCAGGGCUCUCCGCAGAGUGGACUCAAGGCCCUGGAGCGGGCAGCGUGGAGGCAGCUGUCCCCUGUGAUGACGGGUGGCCAAGGAGGACCUCGGAAUGGAAUGAGCCGGGGCCCAAGGCCAAGGAAUGGGGGGCAGAGAGACCCUGGAGUGGGUGGGAGAGCAGAGCAGGUGCUGGGACUCUGGGUUCAAUAGAGAGCUCUCCACACCAGGUUUUUCCCAGA
Molecule: messenger RNA, 3597 nt
Organism: Prionailurus viverrinus (fishing cat)
Lineage: Eukaryota; Metazoa; Chordata; Mammalia; Carnivora; Felidae
Gene: RAPGEF3
Product: Rap guanine nucleotide exchange factor 3
Exons: 28
Coding region: 644-3289 (881 amino acids)
Biological process (GO): Ras protein signal transduction; positive regulation of GTPase activity
Cellular component (GO): plasma membrane
Molecular function (GO): guanyl-nucleotide exchange factor activity
Source: RefSeq, a predicted model, not a curated record